Molecule: messenger RNA, 1774 nt
Organism: Podarcis muralis (Common wall lizard)
Lineage: Eukaryota; Metazoa; Chordata; Lepidosauria; Squamata; Lacertidae
Gene: GPA33
Product: glycoprotein A33
Cellular component (GO): plasma membrane
Source: RefSeq, a predicted model, not a curated record
GGUAGUUUCCUUCAGCUUGAAAGGAAAAAGAUAAGAACACAGCCUGCCCUCCUAGUUUGAAGGGGCGGGAAGGUGAGCAAGGGUGAAAGGGGAAGGAAGCAGAAACAGCACAUACAGCACAGAAGAGGGGAGACAGUCCAGGCUACAGCAGGAAGGCAGGUUGUCCUUCCCUCAAACUUCAGAUUUAUCUUUCAUUACCUGGAUAUUUGCUUGGGUGAGGGGAAAAGCGCACCAUGAUGGCGAACAAGGAAGUAACAUGGUUUAUACUCAGUGCAGUUGUGGCAGCUGCUCACGCCCUCUCCGUAAACACACCUCAGAAGCAAGUGCAGGUGAAGAAAGGAGAUAAUAUCACCCUACCGUGUACCUAUGAAAGCUCUGUUCUUACUCCAGCUAAGGGGGACAUUGUUGCCUGGAUGAAAAUGCCAGAAGAGGCAGAAUUUAUUAACCGGUACCUUGAUGAUGGUGGAACAUGGAUUAGUGAUGCUUAUAAAGGUCGGGUGAACUUCUCUAGCAAUAAAAAUAAUCAUGACAUUGGCAUCAUCCUCAGUCAGGUGACCUUGAAUGACAAUGGUACCUAUGAAUGCUCAGUCCGUCUUCGCGAUGAUCCUCCCUUGACACAUUCAACAAUGGAACUUUUGGUCCUUGUGGCUCCAUCCAAGCCAGACUGCAAAAUUAUAGGGACCACAGAAUUCGGACAAAACAUUAACUUGACCUGCAAUUCUAUCGAAGGAUUCCCCAAACCCGAAUAUUCCUGGCAAAGCUACAAUCCAGAAAACAAACAACGAGCACUUGUAGGAACAGUAACGCCAGGAGUGCUUAUGCUGAAGAACAUCUCUAUAGACACCACUGGCUACUACAUCUGCCUUGCCAAAAACUCUAUUGGAGAGAGUUCAUGCAACAUCACUGUUAAUGUCACACCACCAUCCAUGAAUUUUGCCCUACUUGGUGGAGUUGUUGGUGGGCUUGUUGCUGUUGUCAUUAUUAUUGCUGUUGUAGCUUACUGUUGUUGCUGCAGGAAUGGGAAGGAAAAAGACUAUGAGAUGACGGAGACAGAAAAUGGCGAUCAUCCACCUGAGGUAAAAAUACGGGGACCUGCUGAAGAGGAGAUUCAGGACGAGGAGGAAGAAGAGGAGGAAGACAGGCACCAGCCAGUACAGCCACCCAUUUCCAAAGUGUCUCCGGAGGUUUAAGAAGCUGUGGGCCAGAGUUGAGCAUUUCCAUUUGAGGGGGGGGGGGAAGACUGUUGUUAAAUAUUUCUCUUUCACCUUAACUCAUGUGGUUUUCCAAGACAGUAUAGGCAGCAAGUUUGUGGAGGCAAAAUCUGACUUGUUUCCUUAUACACAUUUGGUGCAUAUCUCCUCAUAAGCUCCUUUCCCAUUUGCCCAUCAGAGUUACCUUAACAUGGAAAAGGAAGGGGGACUCCAGGACAACCAUUAUAUUGUCAAAUUGACAAUAUACACUCCAUUCAAGUUUUCACGUGGUGCGAUUUGAAUUUUUGUGAACUGACACUUUCCAGUAUAUAGGAAAACAGGGGUAUCUUUUAUUUCACUUUUCACUAAGUAGGCCACUGCGAUGCAAGAAACCUAGAGCCUUUAGAUGAGCAGUUUAAGACACCAGCUGUUACUUAUUUGUUGUGCAGCAUCUACAUAACACCCAUUAUAACUGUGUUGCUAUUAUAGGAAUAUUAUACAGUGGUACCUCAGGUUACAUACACUUCAGGUUACAGACUCCGCUAACCCAGAAAUAGUGCUUCAGGUUAAGAACUUUGCUUCAG